AUGGAUAAUGAGCAACAGUCAGUAAGUAGUGAUACCGAGUUGGAAAGUGGGACACAAAGUAAUGUUAGUGACGUAGUUCAGGAAGUACAAUGUGAGAAUCUGGGGGCAGAAGGACAAGAAAUGUUGCCAUUGCCACCCAGUGAUUCAGUUGAUAGCGGAAAUACUGUGCCAUCCGCAAGCACUGGACACGGACCAGAGAGUGGUGAGGUGUCAGAAGUGCAAUCAUUAAGAGAUAUGUUCGAGCGCAUGCUCAAUUUCCAAGCUGAAUUUGUACGUGUGCAAGCAGAGCGUGAUAGAGAACGUGAUGCUAAACAAGCAGAACGCGAUAGAGAACGUGAUGCUGAACAAGCAGAGCGUGACCAGAGAUUGGUAGCUGAAUUUGCAUGUAUGCAAGCAGAACGCGAUAGAGAACGUGAUGCUGAACAAGCAGAGCGUGACCAGAGAUUGGUAGCUGAAUUUGCCAAACAAGCAGAGCGCGAUAGAGAACGUGAUGCUAAACAAGCAGAGCGUGACCGACGCCUGCAUGAGAGGGACUUGCAGUUGAUGCAAACUUUAGAAGUUAUGCAAAGUGAGAUUGUUAGUUUGAAACAAAAAUAUGAAACCAUACCCAAAACGGUGCAAGAAUUAAGCGAAAGAGUAGAUAGUGUUCAAGUGGCUAACGCCAAUAUAGUAGAGGAAAUCAGUGUCCUGACUAAUAGGGUCGAACAACUAGAAAUUGACACAACUCAAGUAAUUGAGAACAAAGUGAUCGAACAAGUGCACAAAGUAGAAAAUGAAGUCAUAAAAGAAAUAGAUCAGAAAGUGCACGCCGCAAUUGAGGCCAGAGAUGUGGGCUCAAGUGCGGAUGUGCAAGAUCUAAAAAGGAUAGUGCACAAAGACAUUCCGCUGUGGCAGCGGAGUGUGGACCGUCGUCUUGCCGAGAUGGAGCUUAGCUUGCGGCAUGACGAGGCACGGGCAUAUGAUCAGGAUGCGACCGUAGAAGAUGAUGUAUGUGAAGAAGAGAUGAAAGCACUGGACAAGACCCUUACUUCACUCUUCUCAGAGAAAAGAGCAACCAUACGUGGCUCAAAACGACCUCCUGGGCGUUAUGAACUUAUUUCGCCAUUAAUGGCAUCAGAAGGCAUUGCAACAUGUAUUUCAUUUGCAGACACAGUAACAUUCGGUACAGAGAAGCAUGCCUACAAGAUGACAAUUUCAUACAUGACAAAUGGUGUUGACAAAAGACAAAUUAUUUAA
This is a messenger RNA of Schistocerca piceifrons (Central American locust), 1236 nucleotides long. Its product is annotated as E3 ubiquitin-protein ligase BRE1A-like. NCBI's taxonomy places the organism in Eukaryota, Metazoa, Arthropoda, Insecta, Orthoptera, Acrididae. The transcript is spliced from 3 exons. The record is from RefSeq and is a predicted model, not a curated record. The coding region runs from base 1 to 1236 and encodes 411 amino acids.